CGGAUAAAAUUAAUAUUUCUUGUUAUACCUUUUUAAGAAAAAUGCCGUAUGAUCCUGAUGAUGAUGAAAAAAAAAUCGAGUCUAGGGUGUCUUAUCUCCAAUCACAAGUACAACAUAAAACAUGUUCACUGUCAAUUAUGACCUCACCUCGGAAUUUCACGGACUUUUCUGGUAUGAUAACGAAACCACCUAGUUCAGACGCGCCUAGAUGGAGAUAUUAUGAACCAGGUUUAAAUAUUGAAGGAUAUUGCAAAAACCCUUCUUGUGCAGCUUACAAUAGUAGUCGAGUUAUUAAGCCACUAGGUUUUCGGGUUUUCAAAUUUUGUAUUGAUUCAUAUCUCUGCAAGUGUCCUCUUUGUGGAUGUAAAUUUAAUGAGGAAACUUGUGGUUUUUAUAAAACUCGAUUUAGAUAUUAUGGAUAUCAGGAGGGAAACAGCAAUAAGUUUGAUAGUGGGUGGACUACCGCUUCUAGUACUGGAUACACUACUUUUGAUUCUUCGGAUAAACACCUUGUUCCGUGGCGUCAACUUACGAUUGAAGCAACUGAUGAUUCAUGCACCAUAAUUUAGCUGUAAUUUCUUUUUAAGGAUUUUAUAAUAACCAUUCCUUUUUAACUAGGCAGUUUUAUCUUUCUUUCCUUGUGAUUUUUACAUAUGCAGAACAUAUUUAGAAUGAAAUAAAUCAAAUUUUUUAAAAAACAAAAAAAA
This is a messenger RNA of Rhizophagus irregularis DAOM 181602=DAOM 197198, 707 nucleotides long. RefSeq lists its product as uncharacterized. NCBI's taxonomy places the organism in Eukaryota, Fungi, Glomeromycota, Glomeromycetes, Glomerales, Glomeraceae. The record is from RefSeq and is a predicted model, not a curated record.